Rhea pennata is the source of this 1691-nucleotide messenger RNA. It is a transcript of the gene TSEN54, whose product is annotated as tRNA splicing endonuclease subunit 54. Gene Ontology annotation, biological process: tRNA-type intron splice site recognition and cleavage. The record is from RefSeq and is a predicted model, not a curated record. Gene Ontology annotation, cellular component: tRNA-intron endonuclease complex. Lineage: Eukaryota; Metazoa; Chordata; Aves; Rheiformes; Rheidae. The transcript has 11 exons. Bases 18 to 1583 code for a protein of 521 amino acids.
GCCGGUGGCGCGCGCCCAUGGAGCCGGGCGGCUCGCGCCGCCUCAGCGCGGCGGAGCUGCUGGCUGCCCGCGCCCGCACGGCCGCGCCGCGCCCGCACGGCCAGAAGGACUUCGCCCCCGACGGCUCGGAGGAGCAGGCGGAGAAGCUGCGGCGGUGCCGGGAGGAGCAGUGGCGGCUGCUGUGCGAGGAGCGCGUGGAGCGGCUGGGCAACCUGGUGAAAGCUGAGUGGAAGCCAGGACGGGGCAUCGUGGAGCUGCAGUCCCCUGCGGGGAAGUUCUGGCACACCAUGGGGUUCACAGAGCAUGGCAAACAGUGUCUGCUGCCUGAGGAAGCCCUGUACCUGCUGGAGUGUGGCUCUGUUCAGCUCUUUUACAGAGAUCUGCCCUUGUCAAUCCAGGAAGCCUAUGAGAUCCUGCUGUCCCAGGAGGCAAUGAGCCUGCCGCACUACCAGGUAUUCAGCCACUUGAAGCAACUGGGUUAUGUUGUACUGAGAUUCAACCCCAGCACUGUCCUGUCUCCCUACGAGAGGCAGCUGAACCUGGAGAGUCAUUGCCAGAGCUCUGGGAAACACCAUCGCAAAAGGAGGAGGAGUUCCAGCCCUCGAUCACAUGAGAAGAAGCAUAAAGUAUCUGAGGGCCUUCCAGAAGCUGAAGGGACCUCCGAAAAGGCUGGUGAUGGCUGUGGAGAUGCCAGCUACCUCCCUGUGGAUGAGACCCCUUUGUUAGAGCAGCCAAAGGAGUCGGACGCUGGCAGUGAAGGAGAAGAGUCAGCUCCAGUUCGUCCCGAUACAGGACAAGAUACAGGCCGAGGAAGGGACUCUCCCAGCCCCUCCAGGAUCCGGGCUGGAGAUCACAGGGAGAGCAGCCCUGGCACCCGUGCGCCCCGCUGGGAUUUUACCACCAUUGUCUUGCCGAACCUGGCUCCAGACCAGCCAUGCACAUGGCUCCCCUCACCUGACAAGGAGCUCCUGCCGGAGAACGUGCCGGGGCGGGAAGUUGAUGCUGCUUGCUGGUGCAGACGCAUCAAUCAGAAGCGGGAAAAGCUGUCACGAAAGGAAAGGGAGCAACGGGAGAGGGAGAGCAGGUACAAGAGCAGUGUCAAUGCAGACAGGGAGGUGAGGUGCUGCUCCAACUGGCAGGAGUACAAAGUCCUCCUGAAGCAGAGGAGCCAGCGGAAGGUUUGGAGACGACCACCACAUCUCUGGGACCAAGCUGUCACUCCACUUUUGCGGCCGGAUGAAGCCACCUCAUCAGCUGCUGUCCUCCAGCAGAUCAGUGUGCUGCAGCCCUCCCACAUCCUGGAUGGAGCCUCCCGGCUGCAGAAGGACACAGAGGGCAUGACGAUAGACUUCAAUGUGUAUCAAGCAGAUGCCGUGGCCAAGUUUAAGAAGACGAACCCUGGAAAGCCGUAUGUCAGGAUGUGUGUACGGAGCUUUGACGAGCAGAUUCCGUCCCUCCGAGCUUUGAAGCAGGUCACGUAUCAGAGUGGGGACGUCCCGGUGGUCUUUGCACUGGUGGACCACGGAGAAAUUGCCUUUUAUUCCCUAAAGGAAUUCAAGCUGCCAGUUGAUGUUAAUCACUGAAGUUGCUGUCACAUGCAGAAGUGAUGGGGGGUGAAAGGGAGAGCUUUAUUCAAGAUUUGCUUUCUUUAUUAAUGGAAUAUUAUGGAAAAUAGAGCCUAUGAUAACUAA